AUGCCGUUUGGAGACUCGACCGCCCUUUUCUGCGAAUGCGGUGCCCAUCGCCCUACGGCAGCGAUCCCAACCAUUGCAGCCAAAAUCAACGAAAUAGACCUAUUUGGCUCAACGUCCACGACCAAUGCCACUCCGGCUGUCCUAAUGCAAUCGGCAGCUUAUGGAGCAAACUCGAGCUUGAGGACCACAGCUAGCGUAGGCUACAACCCGGCAUACACUACAAUGCUUGUUCGGUCUGCAAUUUCGGCUUCAUCGCUGGUAAACAAUCUCUACACUUCGCCUGCUUCCUCCUCUGUGUUUGACCCUUGCGCCGCACCACAGACGCCAUUAACUCUCGUUGAGCCGCCGGCUUCAGUGAGACUGGAGACCGCGUCUACAUCAAGUAGCAAUAUCAGUAAAUUGCUCGCGAAUUCGUCAAUUAUUCACAAUGCUAAAAUUUCUAAUACCGCAGAACGCAACCGUGUCAGUCCACAAGAGCGCAUUAAAGGCUACAAUGUAACCGAGGUAAACGACACGAUUACUGUUGUGCAGAACGAACGCGCCGAUCCAGUUGAAGAGCGGCAUCACAAUCAGCGCACGUUGCCAAAUGACGAGUGGCUACAUAUUUUGCGCAAAAACCGUCAGGCGGGGAAAAAGUUUACGAAUUCCCCAUUUUCGCCUGACGCGUCAUCAAUUUUUCGAGAUACAAUUAAUCCAAAGUAUCCGCAUCUUCAAGAGUAUGUUCGAAAGUGGAAGCACGUGACGGAUUUUCAGCGAAACGGCUUACGUGGAGAUUACGAUGUUAGACGACGAGAAGAAAUUUGUGUAAUUUUACGAACUGAUAAAAAAGCUGUGACCACGGGCGCCACAAAGCGUAAGCGCGAUCACAUGCUGAUACUUACGAAAAAUAUGAGCGAGUAUGUGCAGGACGGACUACAGCGGUUUGAGCUCAUGUGGGAAAAGAGUUUCCUUGAUCAUUACAAACCACUUGCAUAUUUCAGUGUGGGAGAAGGUUCUGGCUAUCGUGUCGACGGUACAGAGUCUGCUUUCGUGUCGCGUGUCUCGCGUGUCUCGCUAUUAGUACCUGUGUGUUUUCAUGCUCAAAGCACUUGUCUCUUUGAUCGCUCGCGCGAGUCUAAAGCUGCCAGCCGCAUUUCGGGCGUUAAGAUAAGUCCCGGUGACAUGCGUGUGGAACGUGUUUGGUGUAUUGUAUAUUCUAUUGACAUCACAGCUUGCUUUGUCACAAAUUUAAGCGACGACAUGAUACAUCCAGAACAGGUAGAGAAGGAACAACAGUACAACGAAGAAGGUGUACGCUGUGUGAUUUCGGCGCAACAAUCGCAGCCGCGUUUUAGUUGUUGA
This is a messenger RNA of Plasmopara halstedii, 1341 nucleotides long. RefSeq lists its product as uncharacterized. The transcript has 3 exons. Bases 1 to 1341 code for a protein of 446 amino acids. The record is from RefSeq and is a predicted model, not a curated record. NCBI's taxonomy places the organism in Eukaryota, Oomycota, Peronosporomycetes, Peronosporales, Peronosporaceae.